AUGACCCCCGACCUCCAGACACCCUAUCUUUGGGCGGCAUGUCUGGUCACCGACUUGGUCGAGCUGGAAAACUUCAGAGACACACUGAAAGGGCUAUCCCCGUCGAAGGCUAUGGAUGCUAUGGCACAGAUCAGCGGGGCGGUCAAAAGCGUUGUGACAUUGAGCAGCACUUCUGACUCUGAUGAGGUGGUCUCUGCUGCGUCUUCUCCAAUCUCCAAGCUUCCCAGAAGAGAACCGGCAACCCAUAGUACAAGAAGCACCCCCACGAAGACCGGCAACAGCCCACGACCACACUUGACACCUGUGAAGGGAUCUCCUGGGAAAGCAGGUUCCGGAGGCGGACAUCAAACUGCGCAAUCUGGGUCACCCAUUUCACCGGGUAAGAAGAAGCAGUACAGGAAAAAACGAGCGGUUCAAAUUACAAAGCAGAGAGACUCUGAUACAUGCCCUUUGCUAGGCACCAGAUACUGCGAAGCUGCUCAUGUCUACCCCUUUGCCGCUAUCGACAGGAAGUUUUCGAUAAACUCUUCCUUGUUGUCUCUCGUAAAGGUUUUUGGAGAGACGAUGAUCGACAGACUCAGUGACGAUCUCCUCAUGACCAACCUGGAUUCUUGCGCCAUCAAUAAAUUGGAGUAA
Molecule: messenger RNA, 636 nt
Organism: Colletotrichum phormii
Lineage: Eukaryota; Fungi; Ascomycota; Sordariomycetes; Glomerellales; Glomerellaceae
Exons: 3
Coding region: 1-636 (211 amino acids)
Source: RefSeq, a predicted model, not a curated record